Setaria italica (foxtail millet) is the source of this 3344-nucleotide messenger RNA. RefSeq names its product putative pentatricopeptide repeat-containing protein At3g25060, mitochondrial. The coding region runs from base 149 to 2191 and encodes 680 amino acids. Gene Ontology annotation, biological process: RNA modification. The transcript is spliced from 2 exons. Gene Ontology annotation, molecular function: RNA binding; zinc ion binding; protein binding. The record is from RefSeq and is a predicted model, not a curated record. NCBI's taxonomy places the organism in Eukaryota, Viridiplantae, Streptophyta, Magnoliopsida, Poales, Poaceae.
CCUGCACCAUCUGGCCUUUGGCAUUUUGGGCCAAAUUGUUUUCUCCACUUGGCCUAACUCCAGCCCAAUUUGGGUCGCACACUCUUCAGCGUCUUCUAUUCUAUGGCCGCCUGGCCGGAGAUCCCUUUCCUCCGCCACUCCAAAUGCUAUGCGCCUUCCCGCCUUCCUCGCCGACCAGCGCCGCCUCCGCUGCGUCCUCUCCUCCUCCAGCGCCACGCUCGCGACGCUCACCCGCCUCCACGCCCUCCUCAUCGUCUCCUCCUCCCACCAUCUCCUCGCAUCCCUCGCGGCCUCCUACGCCCGCGCCGGCGCGCUCGACGCCGCGGAGUCCACCCUCGUGAACUCCCCCGCCUCCCCUUCCUCAAUAGCCGCCUGGAACGCGCUCCUCGCCGCGCACUCCCGGGGCGGCUCCCCUGGCACCGCGCUCCGCGUCUUCCGCGCCCUCCCGCCCGCCGCGCGCCCCGACAGCACCACCUUCACGCUCGCGCUCUCCGCGUGCGCGCGCCUCGGGGACCUCGCCGCCGCGGAAAACAUCAAGGACCGCGCGUUCGAGGCCGGUUACAGAAAGGACGUAUUUGUUUGCUCGGCGCUGCUCCAUCUCUAUUCAAGAUGCGGCUCCAUGGGGGGCGCCGUCAAGGUUUUCGAUAGAAUGCCGAGGAGGGACCGUGUAGCGUGGAGCACGAUGGUUGCUGGGUUCUUGAGCGCUGGGAGGCCUCUGGAGGCGCUUGAUAUGUACAUGAGGAUGAGGGAGGAUGGCGUGGAGGGGGACGAGGUGGUCAUGGUUGGGGUUAUACAAGCCUGCGCGGCAGUGGGGAAUGCCCAAAUGGGGGCCUCAGUUCAUGGGUAUCUACUGCGGCAUGGUAUGAGGAUGGAUGUUUUUACAUCAACUAGCCUUGUGGACAUGUACGCCAAGAACAGGCAGUUUGAUGUGGCACGCCGAGUGUUUAGAAUGAUGCCUUACAGGAAUGCUGUCUCAUGGAGCGCGCUGAUUUCUGGGCUUGCACAGAACGGGCAUGCAGAUGAGGCACUUGACUUGUUCAGAGAGAUGCAGGUUUCUGGGCUUCAGCCUGAUUCAGGAGCACUUGUUAGUGCGCUGCUAGCUUGUGCUGAUAUGGGACUCCUGAAGCUAGGGAAGUUGAUACAUGCUUUCAUCCUAAGGAGGCUUGAGUUUGACUGUAUUUUGGGCACAGCAGUCAUUAACAUGUACUCAAAAUGUGGCUCCCUAGCAAGUGCUCAAAUGCUUUUCAGUGGGGUUGGCUCGGGAGACUUGGUUUUCUGGAAUGCAAUGAUUGCGUGUUAUGGUGCUCAUGGACGAGGUCGUGAUGCUCUGGCUCUGUUCCAAGAAUUGAAUGAUACAGGAAUAAGGCCUGACCAUGCCACAUUUGCUUCUCUUCUGUCUGCUCUAAGCCACUCUGGUCUUGUGGAGGAAGGCAAAUUCUGGUUUGAUCGCAUGAUUAAGGAGUUUGGCAUUGAACCUGCAGAGAAGCACUAUGUAUGUAUAGUUGAUCUUUUAGCACGUUCCGGUCUUGUGGAAGAAGCCAACGACAUUCUAGCAUCAAUGCAAACUGAACCGACCAUUGCAAUUUGGGUCGCUCUGCUUUCAGGUUGCUUGAAUAACAAGAAGGUAGAGAUUGGAGAAACUAUAGCAGAAAAGAUCCUUGAGUUGCAACCUGAAGACAUAGGUGUCCUUGCGCUGGUCUCAAAUCUCUAUGCUGCUGCAAAGAAGUGGGACAAGGUCAGGGAGGUUAGGAAGCUAAUGAAGAAUAGCGGCAGCAGGAAAAUACCUGGCUAUAGCUUGGUCGAGGUGCGUGGAACACGUCACUCGUUUGUGAUGGAAGACCAGAGCCACCCUCAGCACCAGGAGAUCCUGAAAAUGGUCGCGAAGCUUGAUUCCGAGAUGAAGAAGAUGGGCUAUGUUCCAAGAACAGAGUUCGUGUACCAUGACCUGGAUGAAGAUGUGAAGGAGCAGCUUCUCAGCUACCACAGCGAGAGGCUGGCCAUCGCCUUCGGUCUGCUGAACACCAGUCCAGGAACGAGGCUUGUGAUCAUCAAGAACCUCAGGGUCUGCGGCAAUUGCCAUGAUGCCAUUAAGUAUAUCUCAAGGAUCACAGACCGGGAGAUCGUUGUUCGAGAUGCAAAGCGGUUCCACCAUUUCAAAGAUGGAUCCUGUUCUUGUGGAGAUUACUGGUGAUUGUGUCUUACUGACAGGGCCACCUGUCUGCUUUGUAGCAGAGAAAGUUCACUGCACCUAGUCCUGAUUUUGGUUUACUUGACUGCUGGGAACCAGCAUAGCUAAUAUUCCCAGUUAUGUACAAGUAAAUCUGACCUCAGGCAAUCUUUUGAUUCACUAAGACAAAUUGGAUAAACAGGCAAAUUGAGGAAACCUUGGAAGAAGAUUCUCCUCAGUAAUGCCAGUGCGUACUUGGUCGUGUCUGCCUCACUCUCUUUUUCAGAUUUCGCUUUCCUAACCCAUGGAAUAGGGUGAGUUGCUACGUGUGAUUGUGGCAGCGGGAAUCACCACAAGCAUGAACUUCUUCUGGAGUGUGAAUGGAAGAUCCACAUUUGAACAGGCGACAGCUGACUGUUGAGAUGCACAUAGUUCUACUUCUCAUCCAUUCAGCUUCUGUCCAAAACUGAAAGCGUGCAGGAACCUGCAAGACAUAACACAACACUUCGCCCUUCUCCGUAGUUUUACUAUCCACUCUGCAGCAGCGUGUUAUCUGAAGUUUCUUGGAACAUUCAGCAAAACAUUCUGAUUUGUGAAAGGAAAAGAAGUCUGUCAAGUCUCAAAGUUUGUGAGUCAAAGGAAGAUUUCAUGAGUAUUCUUGUCCUAGCUCCAUCUUAUAGGCUAUCAUCUCCACAAGGAGAAAACACAGCUCCGUCAUUCCGUAAUCCAUCACUAUCCUCUCAUCACAGCGUCUGCUGUUCUGUCCUGGCAAUGUCCCUGCCGUGGCCACAGGAUGGGGGGAGAACGACCAUGUUGGUGAAGGAUUGUGCCGGUCCCUACAGGCGAAGCUGACUCCGGUGCUCCUGCAGCUUCGAUGCCAGGCACAUGGAGCUGCUCGAGGAGAUGCGAAGAAUGCCUGGGACAAAACGGGAAGAUUGAAUCCAUGUAUAGGGAGAAUCAAGAUCUCCACGAAAAAGCCUCCUAAAUGCUUAUGUAUGCCUAGGAUGUCAUGGUUGGGACAUAUUUCAAUCAGUCAUCUAUACAUGUUUGAAGGGUUUGAUUUCAAAUGUUUGACGUUCGUCGGGAAUACCUGACAAUAACUAAUACUAUAGUAUCACGUGAAUGUUCAGUGCUUAAGUAGCAUAAUGCACACACGUGUAACUGUGCAAGUUAAUCA